GCUUCUUCUUCUUCUUCAUAAAAGAAAUUAAGAAGGAAGCUAGCUACCUUUCAUCUUCUCUCAGGUGGUGUUGUGUGUGGUAUGUCUUUCUUCUGUCACUUUCUCCAUCACCCUGUUUUCGCAAUAUCAGCAGACUGCUUCUUGUCUGAUUUAGAAGAGAGAGAGAGGGAGAUUGAGUUUUAAAAGAGUUAGCAAUGGAGCAUUCGGAAGAGAGCCAGCCGCAACAGGGGGUCAUGGAUUAUGUUCCUCCUCGUGCUUAUCAGAGUGGAAUGCCCUCUUCUAUGGCGUUCCAUCACCAGCAGCUCCAACUUUUCUGGGCAACCCAAAUGCAAGAGAUCGAGCAGACCACAGACUUCAAGAACCACACCCUUCCGCUGGCGCGCAUUAAGAAGAUCAUGAAAGCCGAUGAAGAUGUGCGCAUGAUCUCAGCGGAGGCCCCAGUGAUCUUUGCCAAGGCAUGUGAGAUGUUCAUACUGGAGCUGACGCUGCGUUCUUGGAUCCACACGGAGGAGAACAAGAGGAGGACCUUGCAGAAGAACGACAUAGCCGCUGCCAUAUCAAGGACUGACGUCUUUGAUUUCUUGGUGGACAUUAUCCCCAAGGACGACCUGAAAGAAGAAGGGUUAGGGGUAACCAAACUGACCAUGCCAACGGUGGUCGAUUCUUCCCCAUACUAUUACUUGCAGCAGCAGCAAGGGGUCUGGGCACAGGGGAAUCUAGAGCAACACCAUGAUGAUCAGUAGCCCUCCAAAUAGUUUUCUCUCUGUUUUAUUUCUUCUUUCUAAGUUAAAUAAAAUUGGGCUGCUCUUUUCAUCCAUCACUGCUGUAUGCUUUUUCCAUUUCUACUGUAAUGGUCUGGUUCAUAAUAGUCAGUAUAUUCCCAUCAAAUGCAACUUUAUUUUCUCAUCAAUGCCGAGGAAAUUGUUCUUCCCACCCA
Messenger RNA from Brassica napus (rape), 937 nucleotides. RefSeq names its product nuclear transcription factor Y subunit C-2. Lineage: Eukaryota; Viridiplantae; Streptophyta; Magnoliopsida; Brassicales; Brassicaceae. Bases 195 to 743 code for a protein of 182 amino acids. Gene Ontology annotation, biological process: regulation of DNA-templated transcription. Gene Ontology annotation, molecular function: protein heterodimerization activity; DNA-binding transcription activator activity, RNA polymerase II-specific; DNA binding. Gene Ontology annotation, cellular component: nucleus. The record is from RefSeq and is a predicted model, not a curated record. The transcript is spliced from 2 exons.